This is a messenger RNA of Aspergillus tanneri, 948 nucleotides long. Its product is annotated as WSC domain-containing protein. NCBI's taxonomy places the organism in Eukaryota, Fungi, Ascomycota, Eurotiomycetes, Eurotiales, Aspergillaceae. The transcript has 4 exons. The record is from RefSeq and is a predicted model, not a curated record. The coding region runs from base 1 to 948 and encodes 315 amino acids.
AUGCUCUCCCAUUUAAUUUUACCAGUUUUUGUCUUGUUCGCGUGGCCGAGAUCUGUUGCCUCGGAGUCAGAUAUCACCUAUUGUUCGUCGGUGAACACGGGGGCAUUAAAUGAUCCAAAUGUCAGCACCUUUCAGUCGAAUGGUCUCUGUACGGACCACUGCAAAAAUAAGUGGGCAUUUGGAAUCCUCCAAGGCAAGAAAUGCUGGUGUUCGAACAUCGCACCAAACAAAGCCACCAAUGUUGAUGACAAAAAAUGCAAUACUGGAUGCCCAGGCUAUCCGGACGACAGCUGUGGGGAUGCCGCUAAAGGCCUAUUUGCCUAUCUAGAGAUGUCCGGCCAAAUGCCCUCAGGAACAGCGACGGUGCCGGCCCCGAAAAGUACUAACGGGAAAGAAACCUCGUCGAAAUCCGACAGUUCAACCAACACAGCUCCUGGUCCUGCAACGACUGGGAGCACCGUUGAAACAAGUGUUGGCGGCGAGAUAACAACAAUAAUCGUGCCAAAUUCCCAGACAAACCCAACAUCAACACCAGACACUUCCAAGAAAGGGGAUGAUUCAGGCAUGUCCGGGGGCACUGUUGCUGGAGUCGUUGUUGGUUCUGUUGGUGGAUGUGCUGCGAUAGGAGCAGUUAUUGUUAUGUUCAUCUUUGCAAAGCGUCGAUCCCGUGCUGCAAGUCCCGACCCGAGCGUUCAAAACAUAUUGCUAGAUGGAAGGACAAGCAAGGGUUCUCAAAUGAGCUUUAUGAAGGGCAUGUUUUCAGACAACCAUAGUCAUACCUUGUCUGCUGGGUCCACCAUAACACCUGCUCGUAUGCCAGGUUUUACCGACAACCGCAUGAAAACAGACACAGUACUUUGGCCAGGUGGCCGUCGUGAUAGUAGCUUAUCACUUCAGGACAACGAAGAUUAUUCUCGGCCAGUUUUACGGCUGACAAAUCCCGAUUGA